CUGUCAAAAUAUUACGCAGCGCGCUCGUGUGGGUAUGUUAUUGAGUCGCUUCAAUACACGUUGAAGACAUGGCAGCCAAGAUGGAGCUUGCACCCCUCAGACCGUGGGACGAUUUCUUCCCCGGAACGGAUCGGUUUGCCAAACCUGAGUUUGGAGAUGUAGCAAAGUGGAACAACAGAGUGAUCAGUAAUUUAAUGUACUACCAGACAGAUUAUUUCGCCUUGGCUUUGGUGGUAUUCGUCAUUGUAGGGUUCCUGAACCCUUUUGGCAUGUUUCUGGGAGGAACUGUGGUGACUCUGGUCUUCAUGGGUUCAGUGUGGGCAGGAGAGAACCAGGCCAUGGUCAAGAACUUCAAAAAGAAGAACCCCACUCUGUUUGUCAUCGGGGUCAUGGCCACCAGCUACUUUCUGCUGUCGCUGUGUGGAGGCGUCAUGGUCUUCAUCUUUGGAAUCACCUUCCCUUUGCUGUUAAUUCUGAUCCAUGCCUCUCUGAGACUGCGCAACAUGAAGAACAGACUGGAGAACAAGAUUGAGGGUGUUGGGCUGAAGAAAACCCCUAUGGGCAUCAUCAUGGAUCUCCUGGAUCAGCAGGAGGAGAAGAUGAACAAGAUUCAGGAUUUUAUUGAAGGCAAACUGAAGGACUAAAGCUCGAGUCAAACGUGUGCCAAGGGAAGUCAGUGUCAUACAGUGUGGAUUCAAACUUCCAUAGCAUAGUCCCACGUGGGGAGUUUUUAUCCCAUGUAUACAUUUUAAAGUUACUCAUGUUUGCAGUCCCAUGCUUAUAUAUCCGUUUUGGUUUUACUUUAUUCUCUCUUUCACUUUUUUGUGACUUUCCGCAGAUGGAUUUUAACAUUAAAACAAGAUUUGCACAAUCACAGCGUGGAUUGGAUGUUGAAAGGCAAUGGCCACCAAAGGUUACCAAAGGUCAUUCAUGUGUCAAAUGUUCCCAAAAACACAUCAUUUUCCUUGUCGACUGCGUACUUUUUUCCACAUAACUGACUAUAACUGACAAUAUCUAGUGCUGUUAUUAAUUAUAUAUUAGUUUGUACUAAAUAAGGAAUCAUGCUUUCGGUUUGCUACCUCCAAACAAGUAUGUUUGAUUUACCCAACACCCAGUGAACUAUUAAAUGCUUAUUAAACAGCAAUAACUCCCAUUUUGUCACUUAAGGAGCUGUAUUAAUACUGAUCUGAGACCAGUUUGCUUCUUGUGUAGACAUGGUUAUAUAUGGUCAUGGAAGUUUAAAUAGUCAUAUUCUCAAAAGGUGUGUGUGCACACACUUCCUGACAUACAGGCUGGCCUGAGUGAAUCUCUUCUGAUCACAGCUAUGCAAUAUUGAAAAAUGAAUGGCAAGUGCAACUUUAUUGUUUGAAUAUUAUGUCACGAUAUGUUUGUUAUUUCUGAUGUCUUUAUUUUCAGUAUAUAGCAUGCAGAAAUGUAUAAAAUGGCUACAGGAUACAAAGUACAUCUUUUUGGCAAUGAGACAAAAUGAUUUAUUAAAUGAAUUAACUCCCCAUUCUGUUAGAAAACAAUGUUAAUUCAUUUUAUACUUUCACUCCUGAUAGUAAGAGCAUUGUUCUGUUGCUUUUCCACAUUAACUGCAGUUUGUGCAUGCUACCUUCACAAAUGGCAGUUCACAAAGAUUGUUUAUGUUAUACGGAUGCUAUAUUAUAUAUUCUGUUUUUAUGUGACUUUUUCAUUCUUGAAAAGUGAUUAAAUCACAGAACUGGAAGUAAGACAAAGCUGUCCUCUAUACAAAUAAAGAUAACCUGAUUUAU
Messenger RNA from Cottoperca gobio, 1775 nucleotides. Its product is annotated as PRA1 family protein 3-like. The record is from RefSeq and is a predicted model, not a curated record. Gene Ontology annotation, biological process: negative regulation of transport. NCBI's taxonomy places the organism in Eukaryota, Metazoa, Chordata, Actinopteri, Perciformes, Bovichtidae. Gene Ontology annotation, cellular component: membrane. The transcript has 3 exons. Bases 69 to 644 code for a protein of 191 amino acids.